GUUCUGCGCCAUAUUUACUGUGGGCAGCCGGCUAGCUGGAGACAGGCCAGCUGCAGCCGAUUCAACUUCGAAGGAUGUUUAGGGGCCCUCAGAUCCUGACUUGGUCUUGUCCCAUAAGGUCAUUGCUGCUGUUGAGAGAAUCCCACCUUUCUGCUGUCGCUGAGCAAACCAGUGCUGGAUGGCAGGGAGCAAAACGUGUGAAAGAAUGGAGAUAUGAAGAAAUAAAUGGAAGAGGCAGCAGCAAGAAUGGGUCGUCCUUGUCCACAGGGACUGCAUGCUGCUCAGCACAGCUGUCUUCCUUUAGCUCCGACUGUGACGAGUAUCAGCUGAGAAGGGAUUCAUUUGAAAACCUCCCAUCCAAAGCCAUUGUGUUAAGCCAUCAUCACAACCAUCAGGCUUCUGCUGCUGCAAAAUCCAAACAAACAUCUGACUGUUUAAUCAACAUGACUUGCCCUCAGCGCUGGAGAAGGCCUUGGGACUUUUGCCGGCCUUUACUCCGCUACACCAAUAAGACUCCAUGUAACCCUCCUCAAGGCCAUUUACAGCACAGACAGCACUUUGUUAGAGCUUUCGAUCUGCCGUCUAGUACUUCAUGGAACUUAAGCCACUUUCACACCAGACCACAACCCCCCUGUCAGCCUUUUCACCAAACCAGAGGUAUUCAUCAGGCCGCCCCUCGCGUGGCAGACACCUGGAGAGACUGCCUAUCCUCAGAGAAUGAAAACAGGUGUCGACAGAGCCUGGGACCCAACUUGAAGUUGUACGAGGCGGAAAGGGGUAGAAAAGGGGCAAGUCAAAGCUCUGGAAAGAAUCAGGGGAGGUGGGCAUCCAUCCUGGUCUGUCUCUGCUCUGUUGAGGGGGAGCCUUCGUUUCUCUUCACCCUGCGCUCCAGCACGCUGAAGGGCAGGCACAAGGGAGAUGUGAGCUUUGCUGGAGGAAAGAGUGAUCCAUCUGACAGAGAUGUGGUGGCCACAGCCCUGCGUGAAGCCCAGGAGGAGCUGGGUGUUAACGUGGCGACGGAGAGGGUCUGGGGAGUCCUGAAGCCGCACAGGGACGCGUCAGGGAUGCUUAUUGCUCCUGUGCUGGCUAACCUCGGUCCUCUCGAGAAGCUGACCUUGAAACCAAACCCUGGAGAGGUGGAGGAGAUCUUCACCUUGUCCUUGUCCCAUGUGUGCAACCCCCAGAACCGUGGCUACACACACUUUCGCACAGGUGACAAGUACGGAUACACGCUUCCAGUGUUUCGUAACGGGAAACAUCGAGUGUGGGGCCUGACUGCAGUCGCCUUAGAAAAUACCCUGAAAGUCAUUGUCCCUCCGUAGCUGCUCGGUCACGUACUUUACUAGUGACUCGAGGAUUGUUGUGACAAAUGUGCGUUCAGACGUUGUGUAGCAAACUCAUCAGGAAUCAGCGUGAACACAAAACAUUUUCAUUGAUCAACUCUUAUUCAGGACGGUAAAUUCUUUACCUUUCUGGGUUCAUCAGAGUAGGAACUUGUGCACUUUCUGAGCUUCAGAUGUUUAAUAGUUUGGGUGUAUAAAGAUAGUGGCCAGCUGCACUGAUGUCUCUGAUAAGGAGGAGGUGUUGGUAGUUUAGGGUCACCUGAUUUGUGAAACAGAUAUGAAUGAAGUCAAAUGACAGGGCCGGUAUCUUUAUACACCUGACUGAUCCUUACUUGAGCACUUAUUUAUGUUCAUAUUACAAACCCAUUUAUUCAUUUUCAGUUCUUCUGUAUCAACAGAUACCAAUUAUGAUUUUUACAAGUUAAAUCAGUGAGUCGCCGAGAUAACUCGCACCACGUGACCGUCACACGCGGCUCGUGUCUGUUGCAGUUUAUCAGUUCAGGUAAGCGAAGCACAGCCAAACAGACUCCGUGAUGUUCCAGUGUGACUCAAGCUUUGCCUGUUUCUCGUGUUGUCUCAUGCUAAAUCAAAUCUGGACUGUUGAAAAACACUGAACUAAUAGAAGCACAUCGGGAUAAUGUGAAAGAACAAUGCAAUAAAGUUUGUUAUUCUCUC
Molecule: messenger RNA, 2018 nt
Organism: Stegastes partitus (bicolor damselfish)
Lineage: Eukaryota; Metazoa; Chordata; Actinopteri; Pomacentridae
Gene: nudt8
Product: nudix hydrolase 8
Exons: 5
Coding region: 75-1322 (415 amino acids)
Molecular function (GO): coenzyme A diphosphatase activity
Source: RefSeq, a predicted model, not a curated record